AUGGAAAUGGAAAAUGCAAGUUUUCCUAACACUUUUAUCCUGUUGGGCUUCUCUGAGUUUCCAUGGUUGGAGAGGCCCCUCUCUGCAGUGGUCCUUGUCUCCUACCUCCUCACCCUGGUGGGGAAUAGCUCCAUCAUCCUCCUCUCUCUGCUGGACCCCAGACUCCAGAUGCCCAUGUACUUCUUCCUGGACAACCUCUCUCUACUGGACCUCAGUGUAACCUGUACCACUGUGCCCCAGCUGCUGGUCAAUCUCUUGGGAGCAGACCACACAAUUGCUGCCUGGGGCUGCAUCACACAACUCUAUGUUUAUACCUGGACGGGUGCCACUGAAUGCAUCCUGCUGGCCAUGAUGGCCAUUGAUCGCUAUAUGGCCAUCUGCCGGCCCCUCCAGUACACUCUCACCAUGCAUCCAUGGGUUUGUGCACAGAUGGCAGCUGCCUCCUGGUCCAGUGGCCUGGCCAGUUCUCUGCUCCAUGCCACACUUACCCUCCAGCUCCCCCUCUGUGGGCACCACAGCCUGGACCACUUCUUCUGUGAGGUGCCUGUGCUCAUCAAGCUGUCCUGUGGGGACACCUCAGCUAAUGAGCUGGCCUUGGCUUUAGGAGCCAUCCCAUUUGGAAUAGUGGCUCCCCUGAUGGUGGUCAUCUCCUACAUCUUUAUUGCCAGGGCUAUACUGAAACUACCUACACCUGAAGGAAGACACAAGGCACUCAGCACCUGCAGUUCCCACUUGCUGGUGGUCACCAUGUACUUUGGACCAGGCAUCUACAUGUACCUCCAACCCCCAGCAAAGAGCACACAUGCCAAGUUCAUGUCCUUCUUCUACUGCAUUAUCACCCCAGUGCUCAACCCACUCAUCUACACCCUGAGAAACAAGGAUGUGAAGAUAGCAUGGAAGAGAGUCCUGCAAUCCCAGGGUGAGGUGAAGUCUUGUAAACCCAGAAGAUCCUUGCCUGUAUCUUGA
Heterocephalus glaber (naked mole-rat) is the source of this 966-nucleotide messenger RNA. RefSeq names its product olfactory receptor 2G3. NCBI's taxonomy places the organism in Eukaryota, Metazoa, Chordata, Mammalia, Rodentia, Bathyergidae. Gene Ontology annotation, cellular component: membrane. The record is from RefSeq and is a predicted model, not a curated record. Gene Ontology annotation, biological process: G protein-coupled receptor signaling pathway. Gene Ontology annotation, molecular function: G protein-coupled receptor activity; olfactory receptor activity.